UGACGCGGCCCUCACGUGACCUGCAGUCGACGUGUGCAGAAGUCCUUAUAGUCUAGGCCCAGUUCCUCAGUAGCAGCUCAGUCUUACUAGAGAAGAGUGGACCUGCUACUUCCAGGACUCUUGAUCUUUUGGGCGCGACAUAAAUCAAGGUGCAAGAAGAGAGGAAAAUCUCCAGAUACCUACAGGAUUAAUUCAUUAAGAAAAAAAUAAUCAACAUGCAAAAGUCUUGUGACGAGAACGAAGGAACACCCCAGAACACACCAAAAGCAGAUGAAGGCCAUUCUUCAGAAGAUCCACCACAGCAGGCAGAAGAAACUCUUCAGGCUUCUGGAGAAAAUGUAAGGGAGGAAACUGAUGGAAGCCUUAGAGGGGGAGAGCCUGCUGAACCCAGCCCAGAGCCUAAAGAGAACACUCCCGCAAGGCAUCUCAACCCUGAAGAAGUAAUAAGAGGAGUAGAUGAGUUGGAAAGGCUUAGGGAAGAGAUAAGAAGAGUAAGAAACAAGUUUGUGUUGAUGCAUUGGAAGCAAAGACAUUCCCGAAGCCGUCCUUACCCUGUGUGCUUCAGGCCCUGAAAUCGUUUUUCUCUGAUAUUGAAAUAUGGCUGCUGCUUUCUUUCUCUUAGCAUUUUCUGUUGUAUCUUUGAACUUCAUUUUACUUUUAAUAAUAAUUACCUGGCGGUAUUUUCUUUUAUGUAGUUUCGUUGUUACCAGCAUCUCAUUGGAUUUUGGAUUUUUGACCCAUUUUCCAUGUUUUAUCUUUCAUUUGGAAAGUUUCACACUUAUGCAUGGAAAUAUGGAAAUAUACAGUUAAACAGCAGAUUGAAAAGCAGCGUAUUUAGGAUCAGCUCACAUAUAUAGGAAAAUUCCUAAUUAUGUGUGUACAUGUAUAAUUAUACGUAUCAAAAACCUUAACAGUGCUUAUUUUUGGUGUGGUGUGUUUUAAUUUUGCCUUUUGCUUAUGUUGAUUUUUUUAAAUGAAUACGUGUCUCACAAAGAACUGCAGAUUUUUUAAUAAAUGGGAGUUAAUUAAAAUUAAUUUGUAACCAGCUUAUAGAGGCAAUAAAGGCACUAAACUCUUGAUGAACUAUUAAAAAUGAAAUGUAAACCUGGAAUUACCUCUGGAUUGCUUAGCCAGGGGAAUAAAACUGGCAAUCAUUAUAGA
This is a messenger RNA of Arvicanthis niloticus (Nile rat), 1161 nucleotides long. RefSeq names its product transcription elongation factor A like 8 (gene Tceal8). NCBI's taxonomy places the organism in Eukaryota, Metazoa, Chordata, Mammalia, Rodentia, Muridae. The record is from RefSeq and is a predicted model, not a curated record.